UUCUCGUGGACACGCUUUUUUGGGGUCCUCGCGCUGAACUGACAGCUUUGUUUUCAUCAUGGCGGCGUCCAGCAGAACGCAGGUGCUGUCACUCUACAGACUGUUGCUGAAGGAGAGCAAGAAAUUUCCCUCAUACAACUACAGGACAUACGCUCUACGGAGGGUACGAGAUGCAUUUAGGGAAAACCAGACAGUGGAAGAUCCACAAGUGCUGGAGGAGCUGUUAAUCAGAGCUCGGGACAGUUUGGCCCUCAUCCAGAGACAGGUGUCCAUAGGGAAGAUGUACGAGAUCCAGAAGACCGUCGUUGAACAUGGAGAGAAGAAGCCGAUUUGAUAAAAAUGAAGGUUGAUUAUGGAGGACUGAUAUGGGAUUCAUUUAAAAGAGUCAUGAGUCAAUACUUUGUUUUUUUUCUCUAUAAAGAACUGCAUCCGGAUGGAAGUUGAUUAUUAUAAUGGUUGUCUUUACUUCAGCAUCAUUUACACAUCAUAAGAUGCAGUGUGCCAUUAUAUAACUCACAGUAGGCAAAAACUGUACAUAUGUAUUAUUUUUCAUGCUUUGUAUUGGUAGAGUUACAAUAAAUGUAAAAGUUUUUUUACUGUGUUCCUGUUGCACAAUUGGUAGAGGACAGCGCAAGAGAAAGUCCAAUAUCAAGGGUUUGAUUUUUCAUAAAUGUACAAACUAAUAAAAAUGAUACUUUGAAUGCACUUUUCUGUUAGUCGCUUUGAAUUAAAGUAAUUCAUAAUGAA
Molecule: messenger RNA, 747 nt
Organism: Paramisgurnus dabryanus
Lineage: Eukaryota; Metazoa; Chordata; Actinopteri; Cypriniformes; Cobitidae
Gene: lyrm4b
Product: LYR motif containing 4
Biological process (GO): iron-sulfur cluster assembly
Cellular component (GO): L-cysteine desulfurase complex; mitochondrion
Source: RefSeq, a predicted model, not a curated record